Molecule: messenger RNA, 664 nt
Organism: Branchiostoma floridae (Florida lancelet)
Lineage: Eukaryota; Metazoa; Chordata; Leptocardii; Amphioxiformes; Branchiostomatidae
Product: 1-acyl-sn-glycerol-3-phosphate acyltransferase delta-like
Exons: 4
Cellular component (GO): endomembrane system
Molecular function (GO): 1-acylglycerol-3-phosphate O-acyltransferase activity
Source: RefSeq, a predicted model, not a curated record
AUGAGCCUGGUCUCAUCGCUCACCAAUGUGGUGGCUUACAUCUUCAUGACGUACGUGAUUCUGGUGACUGCUGUCAUCAGUAACGUGUUCCAGAUCGUGGCUUACCUGCUGAUGCGGCCGUUCUCACUAACGGUGUACAGAAAGGUGGUCUCGUUCUGCCAAUACCUCAUCUUGAGCCAAUUGUCUUUCAGGUUCGACUGGUGGGGGCAGUCAGAAAUCACAUUUUACAUCAGUGACGCGGACCGGCCGUUCUUGGGGAAGGAGACAGCAGUCAUUGUGAUGAACCACAGGAACUCAGCUGAGCACCUGUUUUGCUUUGCUAUAGCAGAGAGGCUUGGGCUUCUACGGACAUUCAAAGCUUUUUGUGCAGACUACAUAAAGUACGUACCUACAGCUGGCUGGAGCUUGUCCUUUAACGAGUGCAUCUUCCUGAAGCGGAGUUACGAAAAGGACAGAGGAAUCAUCGUCAAGCAGCUGGAGGAGCUGCACACCUAUCCUGGCAUCUUCUGGCUCCUGUUCUACUGUGAGGGAACCCGCUUUACGGCAGAGAGGCACCAGACGUCCAUGGAGGUUGCCAGAAGCAAGGGUCUGUCUGAACUAAAACAUCACCUUCUGCCUCGUACCAAGGGUUUUAAGCUGUGUGCUCGAGUUGGCAGGAAGUACA